Molecule: messenger RNA, 1356 nt
Organism: Sinocyclocheilus grahami
Lineage: Eukaryota; Metazoa; Chordata; Actinopteri; Cypriniformes; Cyprinidae
Product: myocyte-specific enhancer factor 2C-like
Exons: 3
Coding region: 92-634 (180 amino acids)
Source: RefSeq, a predicted model, not a curated record
AUAGAAUCAGAGAAUAAACAACUCUCAGUCCGCGCAGUCACUGGCGACCCCCGUGGUUUCUGUAGCGACGCCUACUCUACCGGGACAGGGAAUGGGCGGCUACCCAUCAGCCAUUUCCACCUCAUAUGGUACUGAAUAUUCUCUGAGCAGUGCGGAUCUCUCCUCGAUAUCUGGCUUUAACAAUGCCAACACUCUGCAUCUGGGUUCAAUGAGUGGAUGGCAGCAGCAUCAGAUCCAGAACAUGCAGCACUCUGCUCUCAGUCAGCUGGGAAAUUGCUCUAGCACUCACUUAUGUCAGGGUUCAAAUCUCUCCCUGCCCUCUACUCAAAGCCUGCACAUCAAGUCCGAACCUGUUUCUCCUCCUAGAGAUCGAUCCAGCAGCACUACGCCUGCCGGCUACGGCCCGCUACCGUCCCACCAGCAGCACCAGGGCCCGCCCCCACAAGGGCGACAGGACUCGGGCCGCUCCCCGGCCGACAGUCUCAGCAGCUGCGGCAGCUCGCAUGAAGGCAGCGACCGCGACGACCACCGUCCCGACUUCCAUUCGCCAUUAGGAUUGGGCCGGCCCGGCCUGGAUGAGCAAGACAGCCCAUCCGUCAAGCGUGUCCGCCUCUCGGAGGGGUGGGCCACAUGAUAAGCCAUGCCCCCCUUGGACAGCCCCAUCCUCGAUCUUGACCUCGAUCUCCCCAUGUGCUAAUCAUUGCUCUCCCUUAUUCUCUGAUUUGCUGUAGAGAGGGGAGGAAGUGCUCUCGUAAUUACCUGUAUUUUUGUUUUAUUAUUAUAUUAUUUUAUCAGAGUGUGUCUGAUAUACAUAUUGUUGUGAUUGAUGGGUUUUCAGGGAGGGAAGCGGGAAGGAGGACUGAUACACCAGGGUUGGGGAGGGUUUAGUGGGUGGGGUUACUAUGCAUAACUUGUGCAGUGUGUGGAAUACAAUGUAAAGAAUGACCAUAUAUGCAUAUAUAUUUACACGUUGUGUAGGUGUACAUGUAUGCAGAGUAACAAACCAACAAAAAGUGUCAGGUACUCUUGGAUCUUCUUCUACUUUUUUUUUUUUUUUGUAAAGUACAUGCCUCAGUGAUGUUCAGCCACAAGAUGAGCACAGUAGAGAGCGUAUCGCGGAGGUGACAGCUUAGCACUUGGGUUGUUGUACCAGUACAAUAUGUACAGAUUCCUUUUUUAGUGCCACUCUCUUCAGAGGGCCCCUUCGCUAAAUGUAUGUUAUGGGUGACAAUGUCAUGUUGCAGGUUCAACGUAUUGUACAUAGAGAAAAGGCUGGGACACGGGGGAAGGGUCAAGGUUGCUGAUUUCACACAAACAUAACUGUUAUGCAAGAAUUUCGAAGGAUUGUACAGAUAU